UCAAAGGAAUUCCUCCACUCUUGAAGUUAUUCCUUCAGCUGUACAAGAUGUUGAUGAUAUUGGCACUGUUUGUAGUAUCUGUUGGCGUAAUGGGCCAGGAUUGUGACUACGCGGGGACCCUUCAUAAGACCGGAGAAAGCUUCCCUUCCACUGACGGAUGUAACAACUGCUUUUGCUCCAAUGGCGCGGUGGCGUGCACGCUGAAAUUCUGUCUUCCGAUAAAUAACGGUAAUUGUACAUACGGAGGUGCGUCUUACCAGGCGGGAGAAAGUUUCAAAGCACAGGACGGGUGUAACACGUGCAGUUGCAACUCGUUCGGGAGGGUCAUGUGCACGGAGAUGGCCUGUCUUCCAUUGGUCACCCCACCGCCUUAAAUUCGGGGUCGUUCUGAAAGUGUGAUGUUCUUGUUUUGCGCUUAUCUUGGCACUUAAAAUAUUUGAAGUCA
Mya arenaria is the source of this 445-nucleotide messenger RNA. Its product is annotated as U-reduvitoxin-Pr11a-like. The transcript is spliced from 3 exons. Gene Ontology annotation, molecular function: peptidase inhibitor activity. Bases 48 to 374 code for a protein of 108 amino acids. NCBI's taxonomy places the organism in Eukaryota, Metazoa, Mollusca, Bivalvia, Myida, Myidae. The record is from RefSeq and is a predicted model, not a curated record.